Molecule: messenger RNA, 3447 nt
Organism: Zonotrichia leucophrys gambelii
Lineage: Eukaryota; Metazoa; Chordata; Aves; Passeriformes; Passerellidae
Gene: TMLHE
Product: trimethyllysine hydroxylase, epsilon
Exons: 10
Coding region: 599-1855 (418 amino acids)
Biological process (GO): carnitine biosynthetic process
Cellular component (GO): mitochondrion
Molecular function (GO): iron ion binding; trimethyllysine dioxygenase activity
Source: RefSeq, a predicted model, not a curated record
GCCUGAGGCGGCCCCGGCCCCGCUCCCGACCCGGCCCUGCCGCCGCCUGCGGGCUCUGGGGCCCGGUAACGCCGCUCCGAGGCACCGGGGCCGCGCCGGGACAACGGGGAGCCGCCGAGGGUCGCCCAUACGCCGCUUCCCUCGGGCAGCAGCGGCCGAUGUGGGAAAGCUCCGAGCGGCGCUUUCGGCCUGGUGGGCGCAGGGAGGCGGAGGAGGGGGAAGGAGCGGCGGAGAGCCCGGGGCAGCGGCGCUGACCCUGCGGAACCCCCUCGGUCUGAGCCCCUCGGUCUGAGCCCCUCCGCCUCAGCCUCUCCGCCAUCCCUUCAGCAUCCCGAGCCCGCUGAACCUCGCUCCGCCGUCCCGCAGCUCCGCCCGCCGUUCCAGGGUCCCAGUUCCAUCCAGGAAUGGUGAAUUCAAACUGGGAAUGCUGGAGGGGGGACAAGACCUUCAGAGAGAUGAGGCUUUGUCACUGUUUUGCACAAGAGUGUUGAACACAGCUGUCUCUCCUGGAUUGGCUUUGCCUGGGCUGUGUCCUGCUGGGGUUUAGGACAGAGUGUCACAUCCAAGUCCCCUUGUUGCCUCUCUGCUGACUGGCAGGAUGUGGUGCCAGAGGCUGGCGUGGCUGCUCCGGGGCCGGUGUGGGAGCGCCGGACGUCGCUGGCCGUGGCUGCCCCGGGGCCCUGGGCCCGUCCUGGCUGUCCCUGCACGCUGCCACCCCACGGCCCCAGCGUCCCCCUGCUGUGCCUGGCAGCUGCACCAAGACCAUCUCGAGCUGAGGUACGGCAGCACCGUGAUGCGCCUGGAUUUCGUGUGGCUGCGGGACCACUGCCGCUCCGCCUCCUGCUACAACGCCAAGACCAGCCAGCGCAGCCUGGACACGGCCAGCGUGGACCUGGCCAUCCAGCCCCAGGCCGUGCGGGUGGACGAGACCACACUCUUCCUCACCUGGCCGGAUGGACACGUGACACGGUAUGGGCUGGAGUGGCUGGCGAGGAACAGCUACGAGGGGCAGAAGCAGCAGGUCAUGCACCCCCGGAUCCUCUGGAAUGCUGAGAUCUAUCAGCAAGCCCAGGUCCCCUCCAUCGACUGCCGGAGCUUCCUGGAGACAGACGAGGGUCUGAAGGAAUUCCUGCAGAACUUCUUGUUGUACGGGAUUGCUUUCGUGGAGAAUGUCCCUCCCACCAAAGAAGACACAGAAAUCUUGGCAAAGAGGAUCAGCAUAAUCAGAGAGACCAUUUAUGGCAGGAUGUGGUACUUCACCUCUGACUUCUCCCGGGGAGACACAGCCUACACCAAGCUGGCCCUGGACCGUCACACGGACACCACCUACUUCCAGGAGCCCUGUGGCAUCCAGGUGUUCCACUGCCUGAAGCACGAGGGCACGGGCGGGCGGACGCUGCUGGUGGACGGGUUCCACGCGGCCGAGCAGGUGCUGCACCAGGCCCCAGAGCACUUUGAGCUGCUGGCCAAGGUGCCCCUCAAACACGAGUACGUGGAGAACGUGGGCGGCUGCCACAACCACAUGAUCGGAGUGGGGCCGGUGCUCAACGUCUACCCCUGGAACAACGAGCUUUACCUCAUCAGGUACAACAACUACGACCGUGCCGUGAUCAACACGGUGCCCCAUGACGUGGUGCGCCGCUGGUACCACGCGCACCGCGCCCUCACGGCCGAGCUGCGCCGGCCCCACAACGAGCUCUGGGUCAAGCUGAAGCCAGGCAAGGUCCUGUUUGUGGAUAACUGGCGUGUCCUGCACGGCCGGGAGGCUUUCACCGGGUACCGGCAGCUCUGUGGGUGUUACCUGACGAGGGAUGAUGUGCUGAACACUGCCCGCCUGCUGGGGCUGCAGGCCUAGCCCGGCUUCCAGAGAGCCAGGCAGCCCCAGCCCCACCUCUGGGAGAGGCAGGACCCUCCCAGUGCCACUGCCAGGAGAGGCAGGCAGCCCCCAGACUCAGCUCUGGGAGUUGCUGGCAGCCCCCAGUCCCACUUUUGCCAGCAGCCCCUCAGUGCCAGCCCUGGGAGAGGCAGGAGCCCCCAGCCCCACUCCACACCAGGCCAGCUGGGCUGGUGCCUCCCCAGGUGCUCCAGGCCCUCUGUGCCACUGCAAUACCUCAGGCACCUCCACCCUCUCCAAGCAGCUCCCAGGGCCUGCUCAGGCCAGGGGGCAGGUGGAAACCAAAGGUUGUGGUACCAUUUUUUGGGAUCACGCUCUGCCUUUGAGCACAGGCAGCCCUUGCUGUCCGUGCUCCCAGCCUGGCCCUCCCAGCCAGGGUGGCUCAGUUGUGGUUAAUCCCACCACAGUAAGUGCUCCUCCAAGCAAGUGCCUUCAGGAUUCCCUGUUUGGCCUUUUUUUCCAGCUGCCAGUUUUAGGGGACUUUUAGCAGAGCAGAGUGGAAAUCUCUGGGAUCUUGUCUCUUAUCACUGAUGAAGCAGCCAAGCUGCCCGAGAGAGGGCCUGGAGAGAUCCUGGUGUGCUUUGAGCAUUUCUGAGAAGGUUUAGGUUAGAGAAGGAAAAGGGAAGCACCAAGGAUGUGCAUGGUGUGAAGCAGAGAUCACAAUGUUAGAUGAGGGAUGGAAUUCCCACUUUUCCUGGACUUCCAAGACUGCCAUGCUGCUGUUGCCUCUGCCUGUUGCACUGCACUUCUGUUGAGGGCAAUACUCGCAGCCCCAGGAUUUCUGACGAAUUUCCCACCGUGCCUCCUCUUCCAUCCUUUCUUAAGGAAUUGGUGUUACAUCAUCAUCAUACUCUCUAGUACAUGAAACUCACUCUUUGGGUGUAUUUUUUCCCAAAAUUCUCCUCCUCUGAAUGUAACUCAGAGAUGCCUUUCAGCUCCUGGGAUCUGGCAUGCUGAAGUGCCACAGGGUAAGGCACAAAAGCAAAUCCUGCUGUUGGACAUUUUUCAUUCUGCCAUAUCUUUUGGGGUUUUCCCUCUGCUCUGACCAGACCUUAAAGCAGGGCUGGGCCAAUUCACCCCUGGCUGUGCUGUGUGAGGUGCUCUGUCCUCAGGGCAGGGGCAGUGCAGGUGCACAGGUGCUGAACUUGCUGCUCUUGUUUAAUCCAAACACUGAAUGUAGAGAUCGUGGUGCCAAGACAGUCCUGAAAUCUGCUCUUGCUGUGGGCUGAGCUCCCUGAUGCUCCCAGUGCUCCCUCCCCAGAGCUUCCCAUCCCCAGUGAGCCCCUGGAGUCAGCAGGGAUCAGAGGGAUUUCCAAGCCCAGGCUGGGCAGGUGGUGCCAGGGGCGCUGCCCUCUGUCAGGUGAAGCUCCAGUGGCAGCCUUGGGUCCUGGUAGGACCAAUUUUAAAACUCAGCAGGAAAAUUAAGCCCCCUCCAGCCAACCCCUUUCCAUAGUGGAAAAAAAACACUCUUAAGUUCUGAGUUGGAGUCACAAUUUACUGAAGAAAUCGCAAUAAUCACAAUGAUAUUAAUAAAAGAUUGUAUCAAAUGAGAA